Messenger RNA from Choloepus didactylus (southern two-toed sloth), 1733 nucleotides. It is a transcript of the gene IQCC, whose product is annotated as IQ motif containing C. The transcript has 5 exons. The record is from RefSeq and is a predicted model, not a curated record. Gene Ontology annotation, molecular function: protein binding. Lineage: Eukaryota; Metazoa; Chordata; Mammalia; Pilosa; Megalonychidae.
GCGGGCUGGCUGGGCCGUUGGCACCGGGAUGGAGCGGGAGCAGUUGGUCCGGAAGGUGUCGGUGCUGCAGGCUUGCGUCCGGGGCUUCUUGGUCCGACGCCAGUUUCAGAGUCUGCAAGCUGAGUAUGAGGCCAUUGUUCGGGAGAUCGAAGGUGACCUGGCCACUCUGCAGUGGACUGAGGGCUGGAUUCCGAGGCCCCGAUUUCUCUCAGAGAGGGUAAAAUCCAAUCAGACCUGGAAAGCGGGAGAGAGGGUGCCAAAUCCAGAACGGAAACUGCGGCGCUACUUCCCAUGUAAAGAUCCUGAGAGAGAGACUAUCUGGGAGGAGAUGGUGCUGAAGGAGUCGGGAGAGAGCUCAGCAAACCCAGGAAAUCUUCCCUGCAGAGACAACAGCCCCUGGAUUCAGGCUGAGCAAAGCAGGAAAACCAGAAAACCCAGCCAAGGGGAGACCAAAGAAACAUCAGGGAUGGGGAACACAGAAGUUGCAGUUCCAGGACUGCCCCACAGCCAGCCUGAGCUCCAGUUGCUCCAGCAGCACCGCAGCCACUUGGCCAUGGAACUGCUGUGGCUGCAACAGGCCAUCAAUAGCCGUAAGGAGUACCUAAUUCUCAAACAAACACUGAGAUCCCCAGAGGCAGGCCAGACCAGAGAAACGCCCAGCAUAAGCCCAGACCACAGGGGACAAGCCAGUGAGAGGGCCCAGCCACAACCAGGUCCACUACUGGAGGACCAGUCCUAUAGAGACAGGACCACUGGAGAGCUGGAGUGUGCCGAUAACUCCUGCUGGAGAGCCAAAUCACAAUCCCACACAUCGCCAGAAUGUCUGGCCAUGACAGACGAAAGAACUGUUGGGGCCAAGUACAGGGAGCCAUGCUACAGGAAAGCUGGCCAACAGCUGCCCAGAUCAUCAGAUAGUCAGGCUACAGGGGACACAGGAGACAGGCUCACCAAAGAGACUUUCAGAAAGAACUGCCUGCGGCCAUUGAAACCCUUGGAUGAUCAGGCCCCUGGAGGCCUCAAAGCUAGGGGCCACUGUUCUGAAAAGGCCAGGUCACAGCUGCCUUCACUCCCUGAGGACCUGAUUAUCAAGGACAAGUCUUCAAGAGGGCCAGACCACAAAGGGCCUGACUGCCGAAGAGCUAGGCCACAAAAGUUGGGCCUCUCUGAAGAACACAUCAUCUGGGAUGGGACCUUGGCAGGGCCCAAGCAUGGCAGCCUGGAUCUCUGGAGAACAAAACCACCCAAGGGCCAGACCCCCAGUGAUAGAACCUCCUCACAUGGAACCUCCAAUGAGUCUAGCUAGGAAGGAUGGACAAACCAGACAGCUGUACCAUGGAGAUCAAGGUCACUUGAGAAUAUGUCUUUGACAGAGUCAUACCAUACUGGAGAGGACCACAGGAAGGACAGGCUAUGGAAAACAGUACCUCAGGGUUAGGUCCUGGAGAGCCAGAGGAGGGCCAGUUGCCAAGGGGGGUGCUCUGGAGGGGCAAUGAAUAAGACAGGGCCUUAUCCUAGCUCCUGGGUACCAACGCUACCUCCUUCCCCCACCCCCGGCCACUGUGGUUAGUGGGGCCAAGAGAAACUGGAGCAAAGAGCUGAUAGCAAUAUAGAAAGAAUAGAGAGAAGGACGCCCUUUUUUCCUCUGUGUGUGGUUCGAUUCAAAUUUCAGGACAGGGAGUUACCUGGGGGAAAUAAAGUGUGGGGCCUGAUAGAGAAUAAAGGUUUUUCUUCGA